CGAUUUCACCGUUUCAAGUAAAACAUUUCAAAAAUUUCAAGCUCCAAACGAAAAACCAACCCACCCGCCCUUUUCCCGUCACAAAUUCUCUCUCUCUCUCUCUCAAUUUCUUCGCCCGCCCAAAAUCAAACCGCCACUUCAUACAAAACGCUUCCCCCAACACCCAUCUUGCCAAAUCCUUCCUUUCUCUCUUCCUUUCCACCAAAAACAAAAACAGAAGAAAAAAUGGCAGUUUCUUCCCCCAACACCCAAACCAACAAGAACAGUUCUCUCUCUUCCCACCAGAAAAAAACCCGUCACCGGUCUUCUCCCAAACGCAUGAAAUCACCAGCAAUUCACAUUGGCGGAGUUUCAACCCAAGACUCAGAUGGAAAGACUUGCCACCAGUGUCGGCAGAAAAUUUCAGGCUUAGCUGCUUCCUGCAAGAAUGUUAGGCACAAGCGUUGCACCAUUAAAAUCUGUCGCAAAUGCCUCCUGAACAGAUAUGGAGAGAAAGCCGAAGAGAUUGCCAAACUGGAUGAUUGGAAGUGCCCGAAAUGCAGAGGCGUCUGCAACUGCAGUAUCUGCAUGAAGAAAAGAGGUCACCAGCCGACUGGUGCCCUCACACAAGCUGCCAAGGAAACUGGUUUUUCUUCAGUUUUGGAAAUGCUGCAGCUCAAAGGCAAAGAAAGUUUGGCCAUUGAGAAGGCUGUAACAGAUUUGCACAGCUCUCCAAAUAAAUUGACUGUUACAAGCAAGGUGUUAAUUACUUCAAAAAGAAAGCAUGGGAAGGAAAACUCUUCUUUUGAUCCAAAUAUGCAACACAAGCCUUUACCAAGCAAUGGGGGAGUGAAAUUAAAGGCUGAGAUUGGAAGGAAGAAGGUAAAAAUUAAUGAUGGAAAAGGCAAUGCAUGUAUAGGCAGUGGCAAGGGUGCUGGCCUAAAGAAGAAGAAUGAUUUACAAGCAUGGAUUCAUGAGAAAAUUCAUGCGAGUCCCAUUGCAAAAGAUGAGAAGGUGAAUGGGAGUGAUGGUGUGUUGCUGGCUGGUGGUGAGAUAAAAGUGCCCAAUGGUGAAACCACUCCUGGUGCUGUAGUGAAGAGUGUGCUGCUGCCAGAAAAUUUCAAGCUGAAAAAACAUGCUAUGGGAAGCCACAGCAAAGAUGUAGAUGCAGAUGUUGUAUUGCCUCAAGGCCAUGAUUUAGUCACAGUCGGUGGUGUUGAUUUACCAGCUGAUGAUGUUGGACCGGCCUUGCAAUUUUUGGAAUUCUGCACUGCAUUUCGACAAGUACUUGAUUUGAAGAAAGGCCAGCCGGAAGCAAUCCUUCGAGAACUAACACGUGGGCGUGUUGGGCGUGGCGGAUUAUAUUCAGCAAUUGUUCAGUUUCACAUCAAAUUGCUGUCUUUCAUGCAAAAGGACUUUGGAGAAGAAUCUUUAUCAGAAUCAAUGAGCACUGGAAGUUCAUGGUUUCAAGCUCUUGGGAAAUGCAUCUCUGAAUCCCAAUUUGGAUCAAAGCAAUUUUCCUUGGAUUAUUUUAAUAGGGGUGUUGAUGGAUAUAGUAGGCUUGAUUCUUCGGAAAAGCUUAGAGUCUUGAAUUUUCUCUGUGAUGAGAUUCUUGGCACUGAACAGCUGAGGAAUUGGAUUGAUAAGGAAAAUUUGAAAUAUGUUGAAGGAAUGAAGGAAGCAAAAGCUAAAGUUCUGGCUGCCAAAGAAAAGGAGAAGCUUGUAAAGCAAAAGGUGAAGGAUGAGAUGGAACAAGCCCUUCUUUCUUCAAGAAAUGGUGCUCUUUCAGUUGUUGAGCAUGAGAAUAUUGUUUCGAAAAUGAAAAUUGAGACAGAGAAAGCUCAUGCUGAGAUGCUGGAGGCAAUGGCCAUGGCACCUAAAAAGAAACAAAUGUUGGACGCUGUCAGGACGGAGCCUAUUCUUUUAGAUGGAGGUGGUCGAAUCUAUUGGAGAUUGAGAAGCUAUUGUGAUAAAUCAUGUUUUAUACUUCAAGAUAUUGGGAAAUGGGAUUUGAUUACACCUCAAGACAAGUGGUUUAUCUAUGAUGAGGACCAACAAAAUGCGGUCGAGGAAUAUAUUUCUACUUUAAGAAAGAAGCAUAGGACGGUCACCAGUCCUAACACAGCGGCAUUUGGGAGCAAUGAUGUAAAAUUUAAAGCAUGACUAUCCAUGCGACUUGUCGUCUGCAAAAAGUGCAACAAUCAUGAUUUAGAGCAGAGAAGUAAAUGAUCAAGCAAUGGAGGGGAUGCAGGAAGUCUCUGUCAUGCAUUCUACUUCAAAUGUGUUAUCUAUGUUCACAGUAAAUUGUCAAGCUUACCACCUGAUUUGAAGAUGGGAGGGCACUCAUUUUGGUGCAACAAACAACCUCCAGCAUUUUUUUUGGAGCACUUGGGAUGGCUGUUUUCUCCUUUUGUGGGUGCUCUUCAUAUCUGGACCCUCUGGUGACUAGUAAAACUCACGGCUGAUUAUUUCACCAAUGUGUCUGAAAGUGUAGCAGUGUCUUAUUAAAGCAGAUAUUUUGUAAUCUCUCUAUCUUCCAAGGAAGGAUAAAAACAUGAAUACCAAUGUGCACUGAUAUGCAAGAUAUUUAAGUGGAAAUUGGAGAUUUAUUUUAUUUUUA
This is a messenger RNA of Magnolia sinica, 2599 nucleotides long. RefSeq lists its product as uncharacterized. Bases 226 to 2142 code for a protein of 638 amino acids. The record is from RefSeq and is a predicted model, not a curated record. The transcript is spliced from 13 exons. Lineage: Eukaryota; Viridiplantae; Streptophyta; Magnoliopsida; Magnoliales; Magnoliaceae. Gene Ontology annotation, cellular component: nucleus. Gene Ontology annotation, biological process: regulation of DNA-templated transcription.